UCCAAUCACAGCAUCGCAAAGUUCCUGCUGCGGAAGAGGGAUGAGAAGGAGAUGGCUGAACUUAGAUAGCCCUGUGUUUGGGAACAUCUUCACCAUGGACCUUCUCCGGAGGAACGAGGGAUGUGGAGCGCGACUGCUCGUCCUCGCGGUCGUGUUCGGCUGGUGUUUCGGGGCCGCGAACUGUUUCGGACAGAACCUGGACAGCGAGUUCACGUUCCUGCUGCCACCCGGAAGAUCCGAGUGUUUCUUCCAAACAGCAAUGAGGAAUGGUACGAUGGAGGUCGAAUAUCAGGUGAUAGCGGGCUCUGGUAUGGACGUAGACUUCACCAUCAUCUCUCCAGAAGGCAGCCACGUCAUCGUAGAGUCUCGACGCUCUGACGGAGUCCACGUGGUGGAGCCCACGGUGGAGGGAGACUACCAAAUCUGCUUCGACAACAGCUUCAGUCGCUUCUCAGAGAAGAUGGUGUUCUUUGAGAUCAUCAUCGAGGGUCAAGGAGGAGAUGUGGGUGGAGAUGAAGAGUGGCCGGGAUUAGUGGAGCCUGACGGAAGCCUUCUGGAGUACAAGCUGGACGACAUCCGGGAGUCCAUGGACUCUCUGCACAAACGCUUGGAGCGCAGCCGGCAGAUGCAGACGGUGUUGCGGGCUUUUGAGGCGCGGGACCGAAACCUUCUGGAGGACAACCUGUGGAGGGUUUCCUUCUGGUCCUGUGCCAGUGUGCUGGUGAUGCUGUGUGUGGCCUUUACCCAGGUCUACACCGUCCGUAAACUGUUCGACGAUAAGCGGAGGGUCUACACAUAAUAGAGGAGAACAAUCGAGGACAAGAUGUUCAGCUGGUUACCCAUUCAGACUUUGCUCUUAUUAUUUUCAUUUAGUCGACAUGAACACCAGCAUUCGUCGUCAGUUUUAACGGAUUUUACGUCUAAAGUCUUGUUUUAGAUCAGCUUGUGAGCAAUAAUUAAAUAUUAUGAGAUGAUGGAAGGGUAACCAGAGGAGGAAGAUGCUUAUUUUGAUUUCAUUUAGUGCCUUUUAAUGUCAAAUCUCACCACAAACCAACGAGGAAAUGCAUUUUAAAAAGGCACUGCCUGCAUAGACGGAGCAGUAAAUAUUGUAGCAUAACUAUGUUUGUGAAACUGGUGAGAGGUUUUUGGAAUAUUUCGUCAAAGGCCAGAUUGUCCUCACUAAAGGUUAAAGGUCGGUUUACAUGGGAUAACAAUGUGCAAUAGUGUCGUUGCCGUAUUUGUUCUUCCUAAAAGUUAAAGAUCUCUCCAUCAUAUUAGUGAGGUGUCCGUCUGACCGGCCGUCAGCUCUUUUGAGACGUUACUGAUUUCUUUUCACGCGUCGGCUCAGGUCCACGCCGACCUGUUGCCAGUAAGAAUGUAGAAUCACAAAGAGGGAUGAUUUGCAGUGCGAUUGCCAAUAAUGUACAACGUGUCAGUGCUCUUCCAGACAACUGUGUAGUACGUAUGUGUGUGUCAGUUCAGAUAUGUAUCAGGAUAAUUCAGUGUGAACAUACGGAUUAUUAGAUGUGUGUUCUUGUCUUCUAGAUGAUCAAACUUUCUUUUUUCUCAGAUGUUUGUUUGUGUCAACAGAAUGUGACAUUUUGAUUCUGCUCAGACAGCCACUGUGUGUUUUUAAAAAGAAUAACAGGCUUUCCUUACAUAUUCAGUAGAAGUAAAAAAAAAAAAAUCAGGUUUACAUUGGUCAUUGAUAUUAAUAAAUACAUUUUUUACACAGGAAAUACUUGGUUUGAUGUCUUCAAUGAAUAAAACAUGGUGACACAGA
This is a messenger RNA of Anarrhichthys ocellatus (wolf-eel), 1783 nucleotides long. RefSeq names its product transmembrane p24 trafficking protein 1b (gene tmed1b). The transcript is spliced from 5 exons. Lineage: Eukaryota; Metazoa; Chordata; Actinopteri; Perciformes; Anarhichadidae. The record is from RefSeq and is a predicted model, not a curated record. Bases 41 to 799 code for a protein of 252 amino acids.